Colossoma macropomum (tambaqui) is the source of this 3278-nucleotide messenger RNA. It is a transcript of the gene asic4b, whose product is annotated as acid-sensing (proton-gated) ion channel family member 4b. Gene Ontology annotation, cellular component: membrane. Gene Ontology annotation, molecular function: ligand-gated sodium channel activity. Gene Ontology annotation, biological process: sodium ion transmembrane transport. The transcript is spliced from 10 exons. The record is from RefSeq and is a predicted model, not a curated record. Bases 656 to 2626 code for a protein of 656 amino acids. NCBI's taxonomy places the organism in Eukaryota, Metazoa, Chordata, Actinopteri, Characiformes, Serrasalmidae.
CAUGUAAUAUUAAAUAACUCUCCUUCUUUUCUCCUUUCCCUUCCUUCCCCUCCACUCCUCCUCUCCCCUCCCUCUUCUCCUCUCUAUCUGGUCCUUGAGAGGAGUUCUCCACUGUGCGCCGGUCUGCCGUGCUUAGAGAGCGCUGCUAGUCAUCACUCGGUCUGUCCCUCUCGCUCGCUUGCUCUCUCUCUAUCCUAACUCUCUUUCUUGCUCUCUCUAUCUUUCUCUCUCUCUCCCUGUGUCUCUUGCUCUUGUUCUCUCUCAGUCAAUGUGAGUGUGAGAGGACUUUGGGCAGUGGCGACGUCAGAGGCAGAGAGCAGCAGAAGAGAGAUGUGGAGCUGAGUUGACAAGCAAAGCAGCCGCUCACUUCUCUCCCUCUCUCUCUCCCUCUCUCUCUCUCUCUCUCUCUGCAUGUCUCCAGCUUACACUUGCACUCCAACUCUGGAGCCUAAAGCAUCCUCGCAGCUGACGCACUGGACCAGGCGCCUCUUCACUUUGUACGAGGCUUUUCUCGCUUCGUGCUUUCGCUCUCCCUUAUCGGUUGAGUACCUUCGGCUCUUCGCUGGAGUUCCAGAACUACAGAAAGAAGACGAGGAUAUGGAGGAAAGGAAGAGAACGUGAGGAGAAGGUGUCGUGAGAGACCGUCUAACUGUAAAUGAGAGAGAAGAAAGGACAUAAGAGAGGCCAGAGUUGGGCAAAAGAGAGGCAAAAGAAGAGGGUAAAAGUGUUCAAGUGCAGAGAAAGUACUGCUGUAACAAGUAGGAUACUUGCGAAAGGUGAGACCGGUGUAGAGGGAGACAGACGGAUAGCAGUGACGGAUAUUAAAAGUGAUCUUGCAGCUACGCUGGACGUGCAGCAGGUGAAGAGGGGAGAGCAGCAGGAGUGUCCAGAGCCUUCGCUGGAAGGCUCUGCAAGUACAGACCUGGCGAGCCACAUGCCCAUCCAGUUUGUCUGCAAAGUCAAGUUCGCCGAGGGAGAUGAGGCCAAGGCGACCCCGUCCAAGCAAGACAGCACAGGCCCACUGGACGAGCGCCUAGGCCGGCCUAGAGGAGGAGGUGUAGCAGACCUGGCUGCCUUUGCUAGCUCCUCAUCCCUACAUGGCCUGGCUCAUGCUUUAGGGACCUCAAGGUCAGGGCGAGUAGGAAUGCGGCAGACCUUGUGGGCCCUGGCCCUGAUGAUGUCGCUGGCGCUCUUCUUGUAUCAAGCAACCCGGAGUGCCGUCGCCUACCUGGAGCACCCGCACCUGGCUGCCCUGGGUGAGGAGAGCCGGCGUGAGCUCACCUUUCCUGCUGUCACCCUCUGCAACGUCAACCGCUUUCGCUUUUCGGCACUUACGGACGCCGACAUCUACCACCUGGCUAACCUCACAGGGCUGCCGCCUAAGAGCCGAGGCGGCCAUCGACCGGGCGAGCUGCAGUACCCACCUCCCGACAUGCUGGACAUCUUCCAACGCACGGGCCACCAACUGGAGGACAUGCUGAAGAGCUGCAACUUCAGUGGGCAGAAUUGUUCUGUUCAUGACUUCAGCGUGGUGUACACUCGCUAUGGAAAGUGCUACACAUUCAACGGGAACAAGACGUCUGCAAAGAGGACGCGCCAGGGGGGCAUGGGGAACGGCCUGGAGCUGAUGCUGGACAUACAACAAGACGAGUACCUCCCUAUCUGGAGAGAGACUAACGAGACAACUCUGGAGGCAGGGAUUCGUGUUCAGAUCCACAGCCAGGACGAGCCUCCCUAUAUUCACCAGCUGGGUUUCGGAGUUUCUCCAGGAUUCCAGACCUUCGUAUCCUGCCAGGAACAGAGGCUGUCGUACCUGCCACAGCCAUGGGGGAACUGUCGAGCAUCAUCUGAGCCUGUCAUCCCGGGAUACGACACCUACAGCGUGAGUGCCUGCAGACUGCACUGCGAGAGCAUACAGGUCCAGAGAGAGUGCAACUGCAGGAUGAUCCACAUGCCAGGAAGUGCGGAUAUCUGCACACCAGCUAAAGUGAAAUGUGUUGACAGGGCACUCGCUUUGCUGCAGAAGGACACAGGAGAUUCGUGUCCAUGUGAAACUCCCUGUAACGUGACUCGAUACGGCAAAGAGCUGUCUAUGGUUAAAAUCCCCAGCAAAGGGUCUGCACGCUACCUGUCCCGCAAAUACCACAAAACCGAGGAGUAUAUCAGAGACAACUUCCUCAUACUGGACAUCUACUUUGAAGCUCUGAACUACGAGACGAUAGAGCAGAAGAAAGCGUACGACAUAGCCGGGCUGCUAGGAGACAUUGGAGGCCAGAUGGGGCUCUUUAUUGGAGCCAGCAUUCUCACAAUAUUGGAGAUACUUGAUUACAUCUAUGAGGUUGUCAAGUACAGACUCAAGAGACUUCUGAGGCCACAAAAGAACCAAAACCAACAGAACCAGAGGAACCAGAUUCAGAACCAGAUUCAGGGAACAAAGAACCUCCGAGAACAGAACCUUAGAGCUCAGCUAGCAGCUAGCACCAUCGCAACAGUCAGACUAGAGGAUGUCAAAGCCAAGGACCCUAAGGACGUGAUGAUGGCUCAAGCACACGGCGUAUAUCCAGCCUCGAUAUUGCCAAACCACCACCAUACACAGGCAGCUGUACAGCAGGACUUUGCUUGCUAGAAGAAGUUUUGUCUUAGUCUUCUCACUAUCUACAAUAAUUUAUCACUGGACUCUAGGCCCUUGGAUGGAACCAUGCACUUGAUUCGUAGGCUACAUUUACAUCUCUCACCUAUAAAAGCUGCAGCCAAAGUCAAACCCGUGAGGACCGCAUGCCGUUGAAUGCCCCCUUUCAGUGGGUGCUUGGCAUGUGUCCAGGUGUGGGUCAAACCGGCUCAAACUGGCUCCACUACAUCAGCAAACAGUGGUAUUAGCAUCAUCCUGCAUUAGCACCAGAAGAACAAGCCCAGUGUGCUUCACAUGUGCCAGUUACACUGCAAGCCAAUGUGUAGGUGUUACAUUCUUGAAUAUCUCACGUGACACAAGGUGUUCAGUCUUCUUUGAGGGACUUCUUGUGAUGGACAUGACACAUGUCUGCAUAUCACCUUCAAUACCUCACACAAGCACAGUUUCUUCUUAUUUUUCACCUGCUGGGCAGACGAUGAGCACAGACUGGACACGUCACUCAUGGAAGCAGAUGUUCACAAGUGUAGCGACGCUGAUGAUUUCAUAGUGAAUAUGCUCAAAAAGAAAUUCCACUGAUUUUUCAAAAUGACCACGUUUUAAUAGUUAAGAUGCAAACAAAAUUAUUAAGAGUGGAUUGAUGCAGAAUGGC